ACGAAUCGUUCGCUUGGCGUCACCGCCUUUGGGUUCAAGUAAAUCCAACGCGCUGAAGUCUGAACAUCGCCUUCUCACCAUUUAAAUACGAAGCCGCUGUCCCGGAAUUCGUUGGGGACAGACUGGAGGCAUGAGCGCGUCUCAGGGACCCCACUCUCUAGCCUUCAGAGUGAUGCGCCUCUGCAGGCCAUCCUUUAGGAUCGACCAUCCUUUGAGGCUUGAUGCGUUGGAUCACAUCCUCGGCGAGGACUUCUUCGAGGACAAUGCCUGCGACUUCCGGUCAGACCUUUGCUACUCGUUCUCUGGAGACGGGAAGAGGAAGCCGGCUAUGGAGGACGUGGGAUAUUGGAGGAGGUUCGAACUGGCCGACCUGUCAGAUCUCAUUGGUUUCCCCGGCGUCUUGGUUCUUCCUCAAGCCUUCGGAGCAAUUUACCUUGGAGAAACCUUUUGCAGUUACAUCAGUAUCAAUAACAGCUCCAAAUAUGAAAUUAGGGAUAUCAUAAUCAAGGCAGAAAUACAAACAGAAAGACAAAGAGUAUUGCUCCUAGACACGGCAAGAUCACCAGUAGAGUCUAUAAGGUCUGGUGGACGAUAUGAUUUCAUUGUGGAGCAUGAUGUGAAGGAAUUGGGGCCUCAUACGCUUGUGUGUACAGCACUGUAUAAUGAUGGUGAUGGAGAACGCAAAUAUCUUCCACAGUUUUUUAAAUUUGUUGUUGCAAAUCCACUUUCAGUGAGAACCAAGGUUCGAUCGGUCAAGGAAACUACAUAUUUGGAAGCCUGCAUUGAGAAUCACACAAAGUCAAGCCUAUACAUGGAUCAAGUUGAUUUUGAGCCUUCGGUUCAAUGGACUGCAACUACAGUAGGAUGUGACUAUGAUAAACCAAAUGCUGGACCGCUCUCGAGACAGAUAAUCAACCCUCCUGCUUUCGUUAGACCUGGGGGAACCAAUAACUAUCUUUAUCAGUUGAAGAUGUCCGUACAUGAGCCAGCACAAGUGAAGGAAGAGGUAAACAGUGUCCUUGGUAAGCUUCAAAUAACAUGGCGAACAAAUCUGGGUGAACCUGGGCGCCUACAGACACAGCAGAUUUUAGGCAAUCCCAUUACACAAAAGGAGGUUGAAUUACAAAUAUUGGAGCUUCCACUAGUAAUAGUUUCUGGAACACCCUUUCUGGUACACUUAUGUCUAAUGAACCAUACAGAUAGGAGGAUGGGACCGUUUGAGGUGUUCUUGUCUCAAGAAAAUUCUGCAGAAGAGAAAGUUAUCAUGGCUAAUGGUCUUUGGACUUUGGCAUUGUCGCAGUUGGAGGCAUUCGGUUCUACACAUUUCAGUCUGAAUCUUGUUGCAACUAAAGUAGGGGCACUGAAGAUGUCAGGGAUUGCAGUGGUCUGUUCUAGGGAGAAGAAAAUCUAUGACACGCUUGCAGCUAUAGAGAUAUUUGUUGGUUUCAAGUGAAACCAAUCGGGCGGCAACCUAUCAGGAGGAAUGUACUGAUGCUGUUGUAUUUAUUCCUUUCCCAGUUAUAUGACAUCUUUGGUAAAGAUAUUAUUCCAAUCACCUUCGUUUCAACUCCAAAUUCCUUUAUGUGAAACCAUUUGUGCGUAGUCAUUGUUCAUCAAACACAUCCUUGUAAAAGGUUUGACUUAACAGUUGUCAAGUGGAUUAAUUUCAGUCUUCAAUUGUCUAAAAUUUACUUGAGAAAA
This is a messenger RNA of Nymphaea colorata (pocket water lily), 1701 nucleotides long. RefSeq lists its product as uncharacterized. The record is from RefSeq and is a predicted model, not a curated record. The transcript has 12 exons. Lineage: Eukaryota; Viridiplantae; Streptophyta; Magnoliopsida; Nymphaeales; Nymphaeaceae. Gene Ontology annotation, cellular component: TRAPPIII protein complex. The coding region runs from base 131 to 1453 and encodes 440 amino acids.